Abrus precatorius (Indian licorice) is the source of this 1878-nucleotide messenger RNA. Its product is annotated as IQ domain-containing protein IQM2-like. The record is from RefSeq and is a predicted model, not a curated record. NCBI's taxonomy places the organism in Eukaryota, Viridiplantae, Streptophyta, Magnoliopsida, Fabales, Fabaceae. The transcript has 8 exons. Bases 1 to 1878 code for a protein of 625 amino acids. Gene Ontology annotation, molecular function: protein binding.
AUGGGGAUUUCCUUUUCAUGUUCAUUUGUUAAGUGCAAUUGUGUGGAAGAUGGCUUGGACUCAAUGAUUGUUAAGUCCCUAAACUCUGGCAAUGAUGAAAUCAAAAUUCCAUUGUGUUCAGUCAGUUUCAAAAACGGAGAUUUAGAACCCACAAUUGUGAGAUCUCUAGGCUUUGGAAAGAUGUCAAUGGACGCACCUGUGAACUUGGACAGAAAAGAUUUGGAGAACAUAAUUUCAACUAGGACUCUAGCGUUUAACAAAGAGAAAAGCAUGACUAUGUCGAGGAUUAAUGAAAAGAGCAAAGAGAUGGAUGAUCAGUCUUCUCGAUCAAAGUGUCAAAUGGAAAAGAUCCAAUCAGCACCACUGGAUCCAGACAACCCCAAACACAUGGCUGCACUUAAACUGCAGAAAGUAUACAAAAGCUUUCGUACAAGAAGAAAGCUAGCAGAUUGUGCGAUUCUUAUUGAACAAAACUGGUGGAAGCUCUUGGAUUUUGCUGAACUCAAACGCAGUUCUAUAUCUUUCUUUGACAUUGAGAAACAUGAAACUGCCAUUUCGCGUUGGUCUAGAGCUAGAACAAGAGCUGCUAAGGUUGGUAAAGGUUUAUCAAAAGAUGCUAAAGCUCGAAAACUUGCUUUGCAGCACUGGCUUGAAGCGAUUGAUCCACGCCAUCGGUAUGGACAUAAUCUACAUUUUUAUUAUGAGAAAUGGCUCAAGUGUCAGAGUAGAGAACCCUUUUUCUAUUGGCUAGAUAUCGGAGAAGGAAAGGAGGUAAAUCUUGAGAAGUGCCCUCGAUCAAAACUUCAACAACAGUGUAUUGAAUAUCUGGGUCCAAUGGAAAGAUUGCCUUAUGAAGUUGUUGUGGAGGUCGGAAAGUUCUUCUACAAGCAAUCCGGAAAGGUCCUUCACACUACUGGUGAAGGGGCACGUGCCAAGUGGAUUUUUGUCCUUAGCACAUCUAAGAUCUUGUAUGUUGGCAAGAAGAAGAAGGGUUCAUUUCAGCAUUCUAGUUUCUUGGCUGGAGGAGCCACGUCUUGUGCUGGGAGACUAGUUGUAGAACAUGGUGUCUUGAAGGCAGUUUGGCCUCACAGUGGUCAUUAUCGUCCUACAGAAGACAAUUUCAAGGAAUUUAUUUCAUUCCUUCGGGAGAGGGAUGUGGACCUUUCCGAUGUCAAGAUGACUUCAGUUGAUGAGGAUGAUCAAUUGUGUUCCCUGAGAAGGAGUGGACACCUUAGAAGCCACUCAUCUGAAGAGGAUUUCACUGAGAAUAUGUGUGCCAUGGAGGCUGAAGAGAAGGCUAAUUUGAUGGAAACUGAGAGCUCUUCUGCACUGGUGGCACCUAAGUCAAGGCGAUUCCAAAAUUUUGGAAGAGAAUUGACCAAUCUUGAAAUACCAAAAAGAGGUCAAAUGUUUGAAGGACUACAAAAUGGAAAAACAGGUGCUAGGCAUAGUAAUAAGAGUUUCCAAAUGGAUUCUCAUGCAGGUUAUCAAGAAACCGCACAAGCUUUUGCGCCAGAGAUGGAUCAGACAGUUAUCAGUCAUGUAGGAACUAUUCCAAAAGAGUCAAUACUUAAAAGGAUUGCCUCACGUAACAAAUUGAAAUCAUACCAACUGGGGAAACAGUUGUCUUGCAGAUGGACGACCGGUGCUGGACCUCGUAUUGGCUGUGUGAGGGACUACCCUUGCGAGCUUCAGUUCCGAGCUUUGGAACAAGUUAGCCUGUCUCCAAGAAGUGAUUGCUACUCUACAUCAUCCUUUGCACGUACGAUUUCAGCUACAGUCACAAACAUAUCAUUUCAAAGUCUGCCUCGAGGAGUUGAGCACAAUACCCGUUUGGUCAGAGGGAGAUCAGUGAUACCAAUUAUUCAUAUUUCAUGA